This is a messenger RNA of Melanaphis sacchari, 1163 nucleotides long. RefSeq names its product kynurenine formamidase. The record is from RefSeq and is a predicted model, not a curated record. The transcript has 7 exons. NCBI's taxonomy places the organism in Eukaryota, Metazoa, Arthropoda, Insecta, Hemiptera, Aphididae. Bases 114 to 980 code for a protein of 288 amino acids. Gene Ontology annotation, molecular function: hydrolase activity.
UUUAAUGUUGUGACUUAUACUAUUGUCUAAUUAUAAAACUUUUAAAGACAACUAGUGGAUAUACAAUAUUAGUCUGGGAUUAUAAUAGAUAAAAAUUAAGAAUCUAAAACCAAAUGGAUAGAAAAACUAAAAGUAAUGAAGAUCUAUACACACCAAGUUUAUGGUGUAAACGGAUGGAUCCAAAUACAGUGGUCAAUAAACAUAUUGAAAUAGUUCAGUUAAUAAGUGAAAAAAUUAAGAAAUCUAGGUAUAGUAUAUCAACAAAUAUUAGAUAUGGAUCUGGUGAUCAACAACUAUUAGAUGUUUAUGAAGAUGAACUGACUUCUUUGGAUUAUACUUUUGUUUAUAUUCAUGGAGGGUAUUGGCAAGACUUAAACAAAGACAUUUCUGCCUACUGUGUAGAACCAUUGGUAAAUGCUGGAAUUCGAGUAGUUAUUCCUGGCUAUGAUCUAGCACCAAAAGUAACUCUGCAUAAUAUAGUUGAAGAAAUUCAUCAACUGUUAUCAUAUUUAAAAGAUUGUUUAAAAUACAAAAAUAUUUGGUUAGGAGGGCAUUCAGCAGGUGCUCAUUUAGCUGCAUCUAUGAUACAUUCUGAAGUAAAUGAAAAUAUUGGUGUUAAAGGAUUUAUACUCAUCAGUGGUAUAUUUGAUCUUAAUCCAUUAUUGGAGACUUCUAUCAAUAAACCACUGAAGCUUAACAAAGAAACUUGUCUACAAUUAAGUCCACUAAAUAGUUUAUGUGGACUUGAUUUUACAAAUUUUAUGUCACAAGUUCACGUAAAAGUUCUUGUAGUUUAUGCAGAAAAUGAUUCUCCAGCUUUCCAUUUUCAAUCAAAGCAGUUUACUAAAUUUUUGGACAAACUUGGUUUAGAAGUAACAGAAGAAAGAAUAAAUGGAGUAGAUCAUUUUGACAUUGUAGAGAAUCUUGCAAACAAAGACUAUUCUCUUACAAAAACAAUUAUUAAUUUUAUUCUGAACUAACACAACACUGCCAUGUCAAUGAAGUAAAUUAGUAUUAUUAUACAGGUAGCUCCUAUGUAUUUAUGUAUACCUAUUAUAAAUAAUCUAAAAUUAUAUGAUUUAUACAAGACAUAAAGAUGUAUCAAUCAAUAUAUUCAAUAUUAUUAUCUACCUAUGUAUUUAAUUUAUACUGCUUAGCCAUAA